AUGUCGCUAUUAUUAACCGCCAUCGCUGUUCCGAUUGAGACAUACUGGAAGGGCCCAUCAAAUAAGCAUGGAUUUCUAGCCAUAUAUUCAUUGGGAUGUUUCUUCUCGACGUUUGGACCGAGCAGUACGACCUUCAUCGUGCCGGCGGAGUUAUUCCCUGCUCGCCUGCGGUCGACAUGCCAUGGCCUGUCUACUGCGGCUGGAAAAGUAGGCGGCUUGCUUGGAAUGUUUGGGUUGGUGUUUGCAGGUAGUAAGUUAGGCCCAAAGAGAACUCUUCUCCUCCUUGCAGUUGGAAGCUUUUUGGGUUUUCUGUGCACAUUUCUGAUUCCGAAAACGAUGGGAAGAUCGUUAGAAGAAAAUGAGGGAGAAAUCGGGUUAUCACAGUGUGACAGCUUGCAUGGUUAUAGCAUAGACACGAGUACUACAGAAACGACCAACUCUACUCGUAUCUUCUGUUUAAACGUUAGGGGCAAUCUUACAGCCGCAACGUCCACAUAA
Cryptomeria japonica (Japanese cedar) is the source of this 498-nucleotide messenger RNA. Its product is annotated as probable inorganic phosphate transporter 1-2. Gene Ontology annotation, biological process: transmembrane transport. The transcript has a single exon. Bases 1 to 498 code for a protein of 165 amino acids. The record is from RefSeq and is a predicted model, not a curated record. Lineage: Eukaryota; Viridiplantae; Streptophyta; Pinopsida; Cupressales; Cupressaceae. Gene Ontology annotation, molecular function: transmembrane transporter activity. Gene Ontology annotation, cellular component: membrane.